UGCACAGAAAAGAAAGAGACAAAGACACGGGAAGGGAGAGAACGAAAGGAUUCGGUCCCUUUUUCUCCUUUCUCUCUCUCUCUUUCUUGCUCUCAUCUUCUUCUUGUGAAAUUAAACUCAAAACUUAAAGUCUCAAAGAAGAAAGAUAAAAAAACAUCUUCAAAACUUUCAGUCUCAGGUUGUUCACAGAGUUAAUGCCGAGUCUUACUUCUUUGCGCCGUUACGCGUAAUGGUCAAUCUACAUUCCAAUUCCGAUAACCUCUACUGAGGCUUCCAAUGUUGAAGGGAGAGGCAGAGGCUAAGCAGAAGAAAGGUUGGUCAGAGUCGCUGCUAGAGUUUCGGUCAGGGUUUGGUGAAAAGAUGAAACUCGCGUCAAAGAAACGUUGGAAAUCUCUUGCACCUCUUAAUCUGAAAAGCAAGUCAGUUGCACGGUUUUGCUUCUUUUCGAAGUUGAAGUCAAGCAACCACGGCCCAGACAGAGCACCGGUCUACCUCAAUGUUUAUGACUUGACUCCUAUUAACGGAUAUAUCUAUUGGGCAGGCCUCGGUAUAUUUCACUCUGGUGUAGAAGUUCAUGGAGUAGAAUAUGCUUUUGGUGCACAUGAUUACGCAAGCAGUGGUGUUUUCGAGGUUGAACCAAGGCAAUGCCCGGGCUUCAAAUUCAAGAAGUCGAUAUUCAUUGGAACCACGAACUUAAACCCGGCGCAAGUGAGAGAGUUCAUGGAAGAGACGGCUUGCAAUUACUACGGGAAUAUGUAUCACCUGAUUGCUAAGAACUGCAACCAUUUCUGCCACGACGUUUGCUACAAACUAACCGGCAAAAAGAUCCCGAAAUGGGUGAACCGGCUUGCGCAAAUAGGUUCUGUGUGUAGCUGCAUACUCCCCGAGUCACUCAAGAUCACAGGGGUUAGUCAUGAUGAUCAAGACGGGCGAAGAAUCACAGAGGAAGAAAGCGAAACGAGAUGUCUUACAACAAGCUCGUUCAGCUGCUUGUCUUCCAUCUCCAUGAGACAAAAACAGCUUUCAACAUCGUCUUUACUGAUACAAUCACCUCUCAGAGGAUGCCUACCUCCAUGGCAACUCAAACGAUCAAAAUCUGACACCAGUUCCUUGAAAGGAAGGUAGACAAAAACACAUUCCGACAUUUCUCCUCUUCUCCGUCUUUGUAAGAGAGUUAGAUUUAACAAACCCAUUUGUCUUUCUUUCCGUUUGUAUUUUUCUUCUCAACAUUUGAAAACACAUUUCUACUUAACAGCGAAUCAAAACAUGAGAGACCUUAGGGCACCA
Messenger RNA from Raphanus sativus (radish), 1287 nucleotides. RefSeq names its product deSI-like protein At4g17486. The transcript is spliced from 5 exons. The coding region runs from base 277 to 1125 and encodes 282 amino acids. Gene Ontology annotation, molecular function: deubiquitinase activity. Lineage: Eukaryota; Viridiplantae; Streptophyta; Magnoliopsida; Brassicales; Brassicaceae. Gene Ontology annotation, biological process: protein deubiquitination. The record is from RefSeq and is a predicted model, not a curated record.